AAUGUGGUGAAAUAGUUACUAUUUGUUUAUGUUUGUGUAACGUCGUGAGAAUGUGUUCACAACAUUGAUCUAGUGUGCUACUGUCCAAGUCUCUUUCGUCAGUUCAUGUGUCGUUCUAGUUUAAUAAAGCCUUGUUUUAGGUUACUCUUCAGUGUUCCUUUAUUUCUUAUUACAAUUUAUUAAACUAGAAAUUUUCAAUUCUAUGGAUCUAUGUGCCUCACGUAUCUUUUUUGGAUUUUCGUUCAACACUAUUCUCAGUCUGUAAGUAAAAGUAAUUAUACAAAUGGAACGGCUAUUUAGGCCAAAAGAGCUAGACAUAGAGCCUAGCUCGCCAUCGGCUGCCGAGAAGUGGCUGCACUGGCUCAGAACAUUUGAGAAUUUCAUCUCCUCAGUCUCUCACUGUGAGAUUGACAAAAAGAAAUUACUGGAAAACUACGUUUCUUCGAGCGUAUUUCAGUACAUAAGUGAGUGUACCACGUUCGAAGAAUCAAUCAAAGUUCUACAAAAUGUCUACGUGAAGCCUAAAAGCGAAAUUUUUGCACGGCACAUGAUAACUCUUUGUCGACAAGAGAACGGACAAACCGUUGACUCCUUCCUACUUAAGCUUAAAAGUAUGGCCAAAAACUGUGACUUCAAAGCUGUCACCGCUGAAGAACACAGAGAUAUCUUCGUAAGAGACGCCUUCAUUACUGGACUGGCUUCAAACAGCAUAAGGCUGCGACUCUUAGAGAAAUCUACUUUAACUCUACAGUGCGCCUAUGAAGAGGCAAGACAACUUGAAUAUGCCCAUAACCAUGCCAUGGCGUAUAACAUCUGCUCUGAAACUCCCUGUGGAGCUAGCGCCGACGAGGAGAGCCUUUCUCCAACGACAAAAGUAGAACACGAGGUGAGUGCGGCGACUAGUAAAAGAUGUUUCUUUUGUGGAAACAGCCCACAUCAACGCUUUAGAUGUCCGGCCCGCGACGCUACAUGCAACUUGUGCGGUAAGAGAGGCCAUUUCCAGAAAGUCUGUAGAUCGACCAGACAGACACUCAAAUCUAUAACCUCAGCCAUAGUGAAAGCAGAUGAUGAGACGUCUCGGACUACAACCGUUGGAUCCUCCUGGGCAUCGACACCAGCGUCCGGUCUUACUAAAUCUACUAUUUCAAUACUCGUCAAUGGAGUACCAUUGAAGGCUCUCGUAGAUACGGGGAGCAGUGAAAGCUAUAUAUCUUCUUCAAUUGCUAAAAGGUACAGAUGGAAAUUAGAAACGUCCAGAAACAGAAUCUACAUGGCCUCUACACAUCUUUCUCGCACUACUCACGGCCAUAUUUUCGCAAAAAUAAAGUACAAAGAUGAACAAUACGAAAGUGUUAAGCUCUCACUACUAGAUGGACUAGUAUCUGAUGUAAUCUUAGGGCUAGAUUUCAUCAGCCAGCAUGAAAAACUGAUGAUCCCAUUUGAGGGAAAACGGAGCACUCUCCAGGUCUGUACGCUGAAAGCUGCACGAGUUGAAGCCCCUCGCCUCUUCGCUAAUCUUGCUCCUAACUGCCACCCCAUAGCCACUAAAUCUAGAAAAUAUUCUAUGCCUGACUCCAAAUUCAUUCAAAAUGAAAUCAAGAGACUCCUAUCUGACAAAAUUAUUGAGCCUUCCACGUCCCCGUGGCGAGCCCAGAUAAUUGUAACAACUAAUGAAAGGCACAAAAAGAGAAUGGUUAUCGACUAUAGCCAAACCAUCAAUCGAUUCACUUACCUCGACGCGUACCCCGUGCCAAAAGUUGAUGAACUGGUGCAGGAAAUAUCUAAAUACUCAAUGUACAGUACAUUUGACCUCAAAAGCGCUUACCACCAGAUACCUAUCAGGGAUGAUGAAAAGCAGUACACGGCGUUCGAGGCUGGCGGAAAGCUUUAUCAGUUUUGCCGCAUUCCUUUUGGAGUGACAAACGGAGUCGCUGCAUUUCAAAGGACGAUCAACACAAUAAUUGAGGAGGCAGGGCUACAGGACACGUUCGCUUACGUGGAUAACGUUACCAUCUGCGGACUUGACCCCAGUAGCCACGACCAGAAUCUACAGAGAUUUCUCAAUGCCGCUAAAAAGUACGGUAUCACCUUCAACAAUGAUAAAAGUGCUAUUGCGACUAAUAAAGUAUGCCUCCUAGGCUACGAAAUCUCACAAGGGCAAUUAAGACCAGACCCCGAAAGAUUUCAAGCAUUGAGAAACCUACCUCCACCACAAGACAUGAAAUCACAAAAGCGGGUGAUUGGACUACUGUCCUAUUAUUCUCAAUGGAUCCCAAAUUUCUCCAACAAGAUCCAUUUAUUGGUAAACAACAAAGCCUUUCCUCCCCCUGAACAAGUUCAAGAAGCUUUUAAACAGCUAAAACACGAACUUGAAAACGCUGCUGUGUCGACGAUAGAUUACAAUCGACCUCUAACAGUCGAAACAGAUGCCUCUGACAUCGCGAUUGCCGCCACUCUUAAUCAAGAAGGCCGUCCUGUCGCCUUCUUUUCAAGAACACUCACGAAUAGUGAACGCAGACACUCAGCAGUAGAAAAGGAAGCACACGCUAUCGUAGAAGCCCUGAGAAAAUGGCAACAUUACCUUAUCAGUAGACUCUUCACAUUGGUUACAGAUCAACGCUCAGUGUCUUUUAUGUUUGACCAGCAGAACAAGGGCAAGAUCAAAAACGAAAAGAUACAAAGAUGGCGACUGGAGCUUAGUUGUUUCCAAUAUGACGUCGUAUAUCGACCCGGGAAACAAAACGCUGCGGCGGAUACCUUUUCAAGAAACCACUUUGCGUCAGCAAUGACUGGAGAAGACCUCAAACUGUUACACAACAACCUCUGUCACCCAGGGGUCACGAGACUCCUCCAUUUCGUUCGGACUAAGAACUUACCUUUUUCCUGCGAGGACGUCCGCAAAGUGGUAAACCAAUGUAAAACUUGCGCUGAACUGAAGCCUAGAUUCUUCAAACAGUUUUCAGGCACCCUCAUCAAGGCUACCCAACCAUUUCAGAGAGUAAGCAUCGAUUUUAAGGGGCCACUCCCAUCUGCUACUCACAACAAAUACUUAUUAACAAUGGUGGAUGAGUACUCACGCUUCCCAUUUGCCUACCCAUGUCCCGAUAUGUCCUCAUCUACUGUCAUAAAGUGUUUAAAUCAGCUGUUUUCCUUAGUUGGGAUGCCAGAGUACGUCCAUUCUGACAGAGGUACGGCCUUUAUGUCGAGGGAGGUGCAAUCCUUUCUGCACGAGAGGGGAAUAGCUACAAGUAGAACAACCGCUUUUAAUCCUUUAUGCAACGGA
Biomphalaria glabrata is the source of this 3283-nucleotide messenger RNA. RefSeq lists its product as uncharacterized. Gene Ontology annotation, biological process: proteolysis; DNA integration. NCBI's taxonomy places the organism in Eukaryota, Metazoa, Mollusca, Gastropoda, Planorbidae. The record is from RefSeq and is a predicted model, not a curated record. The annotation marks the transcript as partial. Gene Ontology annotation, molecular function: nucleic acid binding; aspartic-type endopeptidase activity; zinc ion binding. The transcript has a single exon.